This is a messenger RNA of Erythranthe guttata (spotted monkey flower), 2081 nucleotides long. RefSeq names its product serine/threonine-protein kinase STY13. Gene Ontology annotation, molecular function: ATP binding; protein kinase activity. Gene Ontology annotation, cellular component: cytoplasm. Gene Ontology annotation, biological process: protein phosphorylation; signal transduction. NCBI's taxonomy places the organism in Eukaryota, Viridiplantae, Streptophyta, Magnoliopsida, Lamiales, Phrymaceae. The record is from RefSeq and is a predicted model, not a curated record.
CUGUUUCUCUGACACAGACUCAAUUCCAUCCGCGGCUUUAUCUCUCUCUCUCUCUCUCUGCAGAUCAAAGAGAAAGCUUUCAGAUAAACUCUCCCCCACUUGAUCUUACAAUUCUCCAUUCUUACAGUUUUUUUUUUUUCUUUUCUGCUGUUUCAUUGCAACCUUUGAUUUUGUUGUUGUUCAGUAAGGAUAUAUAUCUAUGGUGGGAAUCUCUUAAAGAAUCUGUCGGUUGCAUUUUUUUGUUUAGCUUCAGACACCAGAAAGAUUAAAUUUUUUUGAAGUACAAGUGAUCUGUGUGUGUGUGUGUGUGUUUUGAUGGGGAAAGGUAGACAGUGACAAAAACAGAAAUAAGAUGAAUAUAUAUUAUUAAACAUAGGUAGUCUUGAUGUGGGUUUUGCUAGAAAUGUUUGAGCAAGUCAUAAAGUUUUGAUCUUGGUGAUGAUGUUUCAUUAAAUUAAUGUCGGUGCUUGUUUAGAGAGAGAAAGAAAGAGUUUAGAGAGAGAAACAAAAAAAAAAUGGGAUCUGGAAAUGGGUUUUACCCGGAAGAAGAGUUUAGUUUGGACCCCAAAUGGUUGGUGGAUCCGAAGCUUCUUUUUGUCGGGCCAAAGAUUGGUGAAGGCGCCCAUGCCAAAGUGUACGAGGGAAAAUACAGAAACCAGAAUGUAGCUAUCAAGAUCGUUCAUCGGGGAGACACGCCGGAAGAGAUUACCAAGAGAGAGGGCAGAUUCGGCAGAGAAGUUGCGAUGUUAUCCAGAGUCCAACACAAGAACUUAGUUAAGUUCAUCGGAGCUUGUAAAGAACCUGUAAUGGUGAUAGUAACGGAGCUUCUACUCGGUGGGACAUUGAGAAAGUACUUGCUGAAUUUACGACCUAGGUGCCUCGAUAUGCGAGUCGCUAUUGGAUUUGCUCUCGAUAUUGCUCGUGGAAUGGAAUGCUUGCACUCACAUGGCAUCAUUCAUCGUGAUUUGAAACCUGAAAACUUGCUAUUGACAGCAGAUCAUAAAACAAUCAAACUUGCGGAUUUCGGUUUGGCAAGAGAAGAGUCGUUGACAGAGAUGAUGACAGCCGAAACCGGAACUUAUCGUUGGAUGGCUCCAGAGCUCUACAGUACAGUGACACUUAGACACGGAGAAAAGAAGCACUACAACCACAAAGUGGAUGCCUACAGUUUCGCCAUCGUGCUUUGGGAGCUCAUACAUAAUAAGUUACCCUUCGAAGGCAUGUCGAAUCUGCAAGCCGCCUAUGCUGCUGCUUUUAAAAAUACAAGGCCGAGUGCGGAAGAUCUCCCGCAAGAUCUAGCUUCGAUAGUGACAUCAUGCUGGAAAGAGGAUCCGAACACACGUCCGAAUUUCAGUCAAAUAAUACACAUGCUCCUUAAUUAUCUAUCCACCAUAUCACCGCCAGAGCCAGCUAUACCCGCUCGUAUAUUCACGUCGGAAAAUGCCAUAUUCCCACCGGAAUCUCCCGGAACCAGCUCUUUGAUGGCCAAGAGGGACGACAACUGUGAAACGCCCAAAACGCCCCUCGAGAACAAGCCUAGGGGCUUUUUCUUCUGCUUUAACCACUGCUACUAAAAUAUAAAAUAAUAAUAAUAAUAAUUAAUAAUUAUUACUAUUAUUAGACAAUAUUAUUUGGUAAUAACUGUGGUUUUGAUCUGACUAAUCAAGUGCAAGAGCUUGUAGAAUUAUGGAGUCUUGGGUUGCUGUGAUGUAUUAUUAUAUAUAUAUAUAUAUAUUUUAUAUAUAUAAUUGUAUAAAAAAAUAAUAAUAAGGUCCAUCCAAAGGCCUUUUACUCCAUUGAUUAUGUUUAGUAUUUUCAUUUAUUAAUAAUAAACUUUUAUUAUGGUCUUUUUUAUCGUCUAAACUUUUCAUGUAACGGGCACGAAUCGAUUUGAACGAAGAAAGUGCAGAUAGAGGAGCUGCGUAAAGAAAGAAUUCAGAUGUUCGAGUUGUGUACAAGAACGACAUAUGAUUUAAAGAGGGAGUAUUUAAUAUUUUAGUGAGUCAUAUUGAUGUAUAUUGUAAAUCUGAAUUAUUGAAAUCUUGAUUGCAGGUUCUUAUGAAUUAUUUUUUUAUUUUUUA